Molecule: messenger RNA, 1104 nt
Organism: Botrytis porri
Lineage: Eukaryota; Fungi; Ascomycota; Leotiomycetes; Helotiales; Sclerotiniaceae
Exons: 4
Coding region: 1-1104 (367 amino acids)
Biological process (GO): transmembrane transport
Cellular component (GO): membrane
Molecular function (GO): ATPase-coupled transmembrane transporter activity; ATP binding
Source: RefSeq, a predicted model, not a curated record
AUGGUACAAGGUGCUCUCAUCAGCGUCAUUUAUUCCCACACUCUCGAACUCUCUCUAACUAAUAUCAACCAAUCCGCAGCCGUAACUCUCAUGUCUUCAGAUGUCGAAUGCAUCUGUGUCGCUUUACAACCAAUCCAUAAUCUCUGGGCUAGUUCCUUGGAAAUCGCACCAGUGAUAUGGUUACUACAGAGAGAAAUCGGACCAUUGUUCGCAUCAACCAUAGCGGUUUCAGGCCCCCUUUUUCGCGGCGAAAUAUAUGAGCGCUGCGCAGAAGCUUUGGUUGGAGAGGAUUCGAAUGAGACUCGAUAUAUCUGUCGAGAAAAUAUCGAGUAUGAUUUCCAACUUAGAGAAUUUGAAAUCAGCAAGUCUCUGAAGAUGAGGAGGCUAUUCGUGGUUAUGACCGCUUUUGGUAAUAUGUCUGGUAUUUUCGCGCCUGGGGCGGCUUUUAUCAUGUAUGUUAUUGUGGCUUCGGCGAAUGAGAAAAUUCUGGAUGUCUCGUCGGCUUUUAUCGCCCUAUCGCUUAUUGUGUUGCUGGUUGUGCCUAUUCGAGCAAUCGUGUUUGUAAUUCCGCGGCUUAUUGCUGCGGUGGGAUGUUUAGAUCGGAUUGAGAAUUUUCUUACUUCGGCUACGAAGAGAGAUUAUCGUAUUGUAUUGCCGCGAGUGCGACGUUUUUCAGGUGGUCAUUGCAGCCUUGGGACAUCUUCUAGGGAUGUAUCUGUGGGUCCUGGGAUUAGGCUGGAGAAUAUGACAGUACGAGAAGAUAUAUCCGAGCCAACGACAACGAUUGCUGUCAAAAACUUGUCUCUCCCUUGGUCAAGCGACUCCCCUCCAGUCGUCAUCGAUAUAUCGUUUUCCCUCCCCUCAGCCACCCUAACAAUGAUCAUCGGACCAAUCGACAGCAGGAAAUCUAGUCUUUUAGGAGAAUUUCCUUCGACAAAAGGAAAUGUCUGUAUCAAUCACUCUCAAGUUGCAUUAGUAGAUCAAACCUCUUGGAUUCCAAAAUGCAGUAUUAGAGAUAACAUUUUCGGGACUAGCGACUAUGAAUCUGCAUUCUAUCAGAGAGUCAUACAUGUUUGUACUCUAGUAAAUGAUAUUGAAGGGUGA